Candidozyma auris is the source of this 2811-nucleotide messenger RNA. RefSeq lists its product as uncharacterized. Gene Ontology annotation, cellular component: cytoplasm. Gene Ontology annotation, molecular function: oxidoreductase activity. Lineage: Eukaryota; Fungi; Ascomycota; Pichiomycetes; Serinales; Metschnikowiaceae. The transcript is spliced from 2 exons. The record is from RefSeq and is a predicted model, not a curated record. Bases 1 to 2811 code for a protein of 936 amino acids.
AUGUCUCAGCUAUUAACAGUGGGUCUGAACCCAAACUUGCUAUUCUAUGCGUGGAGACUCCAGAACACUGAGGCGUGCAAUGUCACCGUUGUGGACCCCACAAUAGCGCCCAGCAGCCCGAUUCACUUCAAGCUGACCGUUUUUGGAGAUGUCUCGUUCACACCAAGCCUCACCGCCAACUCCGUCCAGCAUUUGCCCCAGCUGGCCACGUUCGACUAUGUCAUAUUGUCUGUGCCCAACUUGCAACAGUUCCUGGACGCUUGUACCCAGAUCAUGCCGUUACUUCGUAGUGACGCCUUGAUCGUGGUGGAGCUGACGGGAUACGUCAAUUUGGAGCCUUUUGUCGUGUCAAGCUUGCCCAAAAACAUAAGAGACGUGUCUGUUUGCCUGAUAAUGAACGAGAGCGACAUAAAACGUGCUCCAGGCUUUGAUUCGAAUGUUUGUUUCCAUCGUGCUUUGAGCCUGGACCUCCGCAUCUACUUGGGUGUGUCUUCGGGCGCCACAAGCAACCUAGUUCCUUCUAAAGAGUCUAAGACCUUUGCAAGGUUCUUCAAGAUGUGGCAGUUGGCUCAAGAGGAUUCAAAAGGCGCCAUCAGCUUGCUCAAAUCUACGAAUCCUCGUGAGUUUAUGACCUAUCAGUGGAAGCAAGCCUUGCCUCGACUCGUGUUGAACCCAUUGUCUGUGAUCUUUGAAGAACCUUAUCCUCAAGACCUUUCGAGGCAAAUAUUGGCCAAACCGUUGAUCACUGGACUUGUCAACGAGGUAUUCAAGAUCAUCAAAAAAAUGGACUGUAAGCUUGUCAAGGGCUUUGAAAACGAGACGAACUUGAUAAAGAACUGGCUGGCAUACUUCCCGUUGCCUGAGGAGAAGCAGGGCAACUAUCCACCAUACUAUGAGUCGAACACGUUGUUUUACGACUUCUAUCACCAACGUGAAAUCGAGGUGGACUUGCUUCUAUUGCAACCAAUCUUACUAGGUGACGACCAUGGAGUGAAGACCCCGUACUUGGAAAAUUUGUACUCCAUCUUGUGCCAACUCCUCAAGAUGAAUACUGAACAGGGCUCCGCGUUGUUUUUGAGGAAGCUCGACGGGUACGAUGCCAAAAGGAAUGAGCUUGAGGCCAUGACAAAAAAUUUGAAACAGCUCAGCAUGGAAAAGUACGAAUUUGAAAACACAUACGAACAACGCCUGAAACAAUUGCAAAAAGUGGAAUCCCAAAUAGAAACGCAGAACCAACUUUUGUCCCAGCUUUCGUCAGAGCAUGAGGCGAGGAAAAGAGAGUUCUCCUCAACCCAACAAUCCCACGAACUGAGAUUGGCUGACAUCAAUGCACAGUUGCAGGAUAAGGAAAUCGAGCUCCAACAAUUACUUCAGCAACUUGAACAGACGCGCUCUGAGGUUGCAGCACAAUCUAAGGCUUCACCUGGCGUUCCCGUCACCGUUCAAACAGAACAACCACGUGAACAAGAAUUGAAGAGAUCUGAACCUCAACAACAUGAGCAGGCUCACCACGGCGAUGCUGUUAAUAACACCCCUGAUUUGUCUGACCUUGCUGAUGUGGCCAUGUAUGGUGCCGCCUUGAAUGGAGAAACACCUCCGGCCCAAAAGGAAGCUCAAAGACGUUUGAGCGAACGCGAGUUAGAACUCCAAAGAAGGGAACAAGCUCUUCAAGAAAGGGAACAGCAGCUUGCAGCUCCACCGCAAAUUCACGCUCGCUCAAUGUCACAACCUUUGGAGGAAGUGCAAAGUUACAACAAUAGUAACGGCUCUAGUAAUGGCGGGGUCUAUAAUGGUGCCUACAACGCGCCUAACAUGAACGCUCCUAACAUGAACGAUCAAGCUAGAGAAAGUCAGGAAGGGUUCAAUAAUGACUACAGCAACGGCGCAUUUUACGAUGCCCAGAGCUAUCAGGGCCCACCUGCUCAGUUUUAUGGUAAUCCGCAACAAGGGCAGUACAUGGGUGCACCUCACGCAAGAAGCUCCCAAUCAUUUCCUUCGCUUAGCAAACCGCAACAACAAAACGGUCCAUAUGAGGGCUACGUUGAUCAGAGACCACCUCACGGGUUACCACCAAACGGCUUUCCCCAAAGCGCAUUACCAGCAACCUUACGUAACCCACAACGUUACCAGCAAAACGCCCCACCUCCGGGACCUAAUCAGCCUAAACACAGAAUGGGCUCAUAUCCUAAUCUCCAGAGACCUUAUCCUGACCAGAUGCAAGUACCACCCAUGGGCCACCAACAAAUGCCACAGGGCUCAAUGAUAAUGGGACAAAUGCCACCUCAGCAGAUGCCCCACGGGAUGAGUAUGGGAGGCCCCUCGGGAGUGCAAAGAAAGGCAAACCGUCGUUCAGCAUUCCCACAGAUGGAAGGUGGCACUCUAAACAUUGAUUACGGUGGGAGAGGUGGCAUGCCUAUGCCUGGAGCAGGCAACGCUCCCACCACCAAAGCGAAGCAUCGGUCAAUGAUGCCUGGACAAAUGAUGCAACCGCAGCAGCUGCCUCCCUUGGGUACACAGAGCCAGCAAUUGGGCCAGGCGCCACCGUUGGCGAAUCAGCAACUGCAGGGACAGUUAAACCAGGCUGGUAGAUCUUCCAACAACUUGCAACCGCAAAACCACCUUCGUCCACCUCAAGGAACCUCCAACUCAGGCUCCAUGACCCUGGCCAACUCUACGGAUCUGCCCAAGACGUCUACAUCGAAUGUUGAGCAGAAUAUAAGAAUCGAAGUGCCAUUGACAAAAAGCAAAGGUGUGCCGCCUGUGCCUGAUGGGGAGAAGAAAAAGAAAAAGAAAAAGGGUAUCUUCAAGUAA